Molecule: messenger RNA, 1263 nt
Organism: Huiozyma naganishii CBS 8797
Lineage: Eukaryota; Fungi; Ascomycota; Saccharomycetes; Saccharomycetales; Saccharomycetaceae
Gene: SUA5
Product: threonylcarbamoyladenylate synthase
Exons: 1
Coding region: 1-1263 (420 amino acids)
Biological process (GO): regulation of translational fidelity
Cellular component (GO): cytoplasm
Molecular function (GO): tRNA binding; double-stranded RNA binding; nucleotidyltransferase activity
Source: RefSeq, a predicted model, not a curated record
AUGUUGAGUUCCAAGCUACUAAGAAGAUUGCUAUCAAACAUGGGUGACCUGUUCAAUACUAAGAUACUUAAAGUAAAUCCGCAAUCUAUACAUUUCUCAGCAAACUCAAUAUUUGAUGGAUCACUACCACAGGUAUCAGACCCUGAGACGGAAAAGGCAUUAUUGGAAGCGGCCAAGAUCAUACGAGAUACCAAUGACACUGUAGCAUUUCCGACAGAGACAGUGUACGGUCUUGGUGGCUCGGCUAUGAACGAUGAGUCUGUUAAAAACAUCUACAAGGCAAAGAACCGGCCGGCCGAUAACCCACUGAUAACACACAUUUCUUCAAUAGAUCAACUGAACAGAAGGAUAUUUAACGAAUGGGACCUGCCAACCACAUCCAUCUUACAGAAUGUACCCAAAAUAUAUCACCCACUGAUCGAAAAAUUAUGGCCGGGUCCGUUAACCAUUCUGCUUCCUAUACCACGGACACACGAUUCAUUAUCUCAAUACACCACUGCAGGGCAGCCAACGUUUGCCCUUAGGAUCCCUUCUGACCCUGUAGCCAGGGCACUGAUUGCAUUAAGUGACACGCCGAUUGCAGCCCCAUCUGCAAAUGCAUCGACGAGACCAUCACCAACAAAAGCAUCUCACGUUUACCACGAUUUACAGGGGAAAAUUCCUUUGAUUCUUGACGGGGGUUCAUGCAAUGUUGGUGUAGAGAGCACCGUAGUCGACGGUCUGUGCGACCCACCUAUGCUCUUAAGACCGGGCGGUUUCACAUAUGAGGAUAUCCUAAAAUUAGGUGGGGCAGCUUGGCAAGAUUGUAAAGUAGAGAAUAAAAAUAAUGUAGCACUUCACGAGAAAGUGAGGACACCAGGCAUGAAAUAUAAACAUUAUUCACCCAGUGCGACUGUGUUGCUCCUAACUCCAACGAAGUCAAAGUCAAAGGCAGGAAAGCUGCUGAGCUUUCAAUCCAUUGUUCAUGACGAAUAUGCAAAACAGAGCGAGUCCCAUAGUAUCAAAAAAAUUGCAAUUUUAACCACUCAUUUCCUCGAUAGCAUACAACCAAAUGAUAUUCAACUUCCUUGUGAAACCGUCAUUUUAAGUCUUGGAACCACAGGCGAAGACAUUCAAGCGAAUCUGUUUUCUGCCUUGAGGAGCGUCGAUGAAGAAGAUAAUGUCGAUUUGAUUUUUGUUGAGGGAAUUUGUGAAGAAGCUGAAGGAUUAGCAGUCAUGAACAGGCUUAAAAAGGCUGCUGCUGGAAAUUGUGUUCCGUUUUAA